GCGACCUACAGCGCGAUGGUGCCGGCCGGACGGAUCAGUCCGUGAUUCACCCUGCAGCAGCAGCGCCGACGAAUCGACCGAUGGGGAGCGCGCAACCGACAUGGAAUUUAGACGUGGAGAUUGACCCAAGGAUACACAGCACAGCUGACCUAGUGUCGAUGGCCGUGCAAAUCCUGGUCGAGUCUGGAACCACCGAGUUCCUCCACCUCGACAACAAUACCGCCCACGCCUUUUGCGCACACGUUGCGUCGAUGUACCAAGCCGUGCCAUACCACAACUUCAAACACGCGUUUUGCGUCAUGCAUACGACACACCUGCUCCUUCAAAGCUGCAUCCGAAACCCGUUCACGCCCCUCCAAGUCGCCGCCUUGCUCUUGGCGGCUCUCUGCCACGACAUUCAGCACAAUGGACGAACAAGCUCUUUCCACGAGACAACUAAAUCCGCGUGGGCUCAAGAGUACGCAUCCCACAAGGGGUCAGUACUGGAAGCAAUGCAUGCGUGCGUCGCCGUCGACACCAUGACGAAGGAACGUAUGUUCGACAAUCUGGACACCGCGGAUGCCGAUUCCGUCCGAGUCAUGAUCGAGGAAUUGAUCCUGGCCACCGACAUGGCGCUACAUCCUCAGGUCAUUCAGGCCUACGCUGACGACAAAGACGAUCCACUGACUCAAGCCAAGAUGAUCUUGCAUUGUGCGGACAUAUCCAACGCCACCAAAAGCCUCGACCUUGCCAAGUGGUGGUCACACUCUGUCCUGCGCGAGUUCUGUAUGCAAGUGGACGAAGAAGAACGCCUGCAGCUGCCCAUUAGCGGGUUCAUGAAGGCGGAUCUUUACAGCUACGAAGAGGCCAAGAUGCACUUGGGGUUCAUCGACACGUUUGUCAUGCCGGCGUGGCGUCUCCUAUCCGUCUCAUCGCAAUUUGGCGCGUACGUGACACGGCAGUGCAUGACCAACAUCGUGCGAAGCCGCAAGUUGUGGCUGAGUUUGAUGGAGCUCAUCCAGCUGACCAGCGAUGUCUUCACGCCGACCUUGAAACGCAAGAACACGUUCGACGACUUGCUGACGUACCGAGACGUCGGCCAGUCCACGAAACGACAAUACGUGAAUACGGUCGAAAGUGCUGUCAAUUGCAAUGCGGCAUAGAGUCCACGUGAUGCCGUAGUAUUUAAUGAGUAUGUGAUAUGAACCAGCUCUGGUGUGCUCC
Molecule: messenger RNA, 1203 nt
Organism: Aphanomyces invadans
Lineage: Eukaryota; Oomycota; Saprolegniomycetes; Saprolegniales; Verrucalvaceae
Exons: 1
Coding region: 81-1142 (353 amino acids)
Biological process (GO): signal transduction
Molecular function (GO): 3',5'-cyclic-nucleotide phosphodiesterase activity
Source: RefSeq, a predicted model, not a curated record